Momordica charantia (bitter melon) is the source of this 2732-nucleotide messenger RNA. RefSeq names its product zinc finger BED domain-containing protein RICESLEEPER 1-like. The record is from RefSeq and is a predicted model, not a curated record. Gene Ontology annotation, molecular function: DNA binding; protein dimerization activity. NCBI's taxonomy places the organism in Eukaryota, Viridiplantae, Streptophyta, Magnoliopsida, Cucurbitales, Cucurbitaceae.
UCUUCUCUCUGCCCAGCCGCCGCCCGCCUCUGAACUUCUCCUCUCCGUCCACGCGCCGUCGGUUUCAUCGGUUUCGGUCGGUUAGCCGAAUUCCGCCGAACCGAGUUCGAUUUUGAUCGGAUUUUGAAUUUCCUUAUUUCACCCCACGCCAUUAAUAAUGGGUUUUAAACACGAUUCUGUGCGCUUCGAUUUUCGUAUUGCGGUCUCAACAAAAACCCUAAGAUUUCGCCGCUGCCCUCUUCUUCUCCGAUUGCUCCUCCGCCGUUUCCGCCGCCCAAAGAAGUUACCGACGCCAUCUGUUAUCGGAAAUUCCCGAAGCUUUGGUCGUUGCAUUUUUAUUUCGGAAACCAUCAUGAAUACCCCGCGUGCAAACGAGGUUGAGGUUGCGAAUGAGGAUGAAAAUUUACGUGUAUCUUCAUCAAAUGCUACUACGAAAGGUCAAAACAAUAAGAAGCGAAAAGGUAAUGUUGACGACCCUCAUGCUGAGUGCAAAUUCUGUGGUGCUUUAUAUACUAGUCACUCAAAGAGAGAUGGGAUGAAAAAUAUGAAUGCACAUCUUGAGAACUACAACCGUUGUACUUUUUGUAGUUGGGAAAAAGAUGCAAAGAAAGAGGAUUUGAAUUUAAAAAGUGAAGAGGAGGAAGGAGAGGAUUCAGUGUCAUCAUACACAUCACCUAAUAACGGAGCUUUCGAUGGAAAAAUAGCACGAAUACUAAUUGCAAAAAUGAUCAUAAUUGAUAAAUUGCCCCUCAAGUUUAUGGAGAGCGAAGGGUUUAGAAGAUUUAUGGAGCAGACCGUGUGUGCACUAGCUCCCGAGUUCGUUAUUCCUUCUCCAGCUACAGUAGCUAGAGAUAUAUUGGGAAUACACGGGGCUGAGAAGCAAUAUUUGAGAAACCUUAUUGUAAAUGAGGGUCAUAGAGUUUCUCUCUCAAUUGAUACUUGGACGUCAGAUCAAGAUAUAAACCACAUAGUUCUUACAGGACAUUUCAUUGAUGUUGAUUGGAAAUUGCAUAGGAAGAUUCUUAAUUUUCGUCAAAUUGAAGAUCACAAAGGAGAGACUAUAGGAAGAGAAGUUGAAAAAUGUUUGAAACAAUGGGGUAUUGGAAAAAUAUUAACAUUGACGAUAGACAAUGCUUCUUCAAAUGACACUGCUAUUGCAUAUUUAGUUAACCGUUUCAAGAAUGAGUUAGUUUUGGAUGGUAAUUUUGUGCAUGUUAGGCGUUGUGCACAUAUUAUUUGAAUUUGAUUGUUUGUGAUGUCAUGGAAGAUUUUCGUGAGUUGAUAUCUAAGGUUCGAAAUGCGGUUAGAUUCGUGAGAUCUUCCUCUCCACGAUAUAGAAGCUUUGGAAAAUGUGUCAAAGAGGAGAACUUGUCUAGCAAGAUCAUUAUGUGCCUUGAUGUUCCUACUAGGUGGGAUAAUACGUACAUGAUGUUGGAGGGUGCUGUAAAGUUUGAAAAAGAAUUUGAGAGACUAAAGAUCCAUGACACGACCUAUUUGAAUGAGGAUAUUCCCGCCAGUAGAGAUUGGGAGGUUGUUAGAACACUUGUUGAGUUCUUAUCGUUAUUUUAUGAAGCGACCUUAAAACUUUCUACUUCUGUUCAUGUCCUUUCAAAUAGCAUCUUUCAUGAGAUUAGUACUCUCCAAAAUUAUAUCAAAAUGCGUGGUUUGAAUAGUGACAAUCUUGUUCUCAAUGGCAUUGCGAUGAAAGUGCAGACUAAAUAUGAUAAGUAUUGGUGGAAUAGUGAAAGUGCAAAUUACUUAAUAUAUGUUUCGGUGGUUCUGAGCCCUUGUUGCAAGAUGAAAUUUCUAUCCUAUUGCUUUAGAAAAUUGUUUGAUGCCAAUGUGGCGCAAGAGAUGUGCAAGAAGGUUGAAGAUAUUUUGAGGCAAUUAUUCAAUGAGUAUAGUUUGUCUAUUGACAACAAUGACUCGCCUACUCCGAGCAUGUUCCAUCAUUCAAAUACCAGAGAAUGUUCUACAAAUGAUGCUACGGAUGAUGAGUUUGAUACUUUUGAUUAUUAUUAUGAUGUUAUCCAUAAGUUUUAUGCGGCGAUGGAAGAGGAAGACAAUCUUAAUUUAGCUACAGAGGUGGAUAUCUACUUAUUGGAAGCUUGUGCGAAUCAAGGGAAGGAUUUUGACAUAUUAAAAUGGUGGAAGGAUAAUUCUAGUAGGUACAAGGUUCUUGGUAAAAUUGCUCGAGAAAUAUUAGCAAUUCCAGUGUCCACUAUUGCUGCAGAGUCUGCGUUUGAUAUCGGUGGGAGAGUGAUUGAUUCUGUGUGCUUUACAUCAGCUCCAAAUUUAGUUGAGGUUCUUGCAUGCCUGCAAAGUUGGCUUAAUGAGGAUGCUACGAGUAUUGAUCUUCGAGAACAUAUAAAGGACAUUAGUCACAUGGAAGAAGAUCUUGAAACAAGCUUAAAGGAAGUAUCAAGAAUGGCAGAGAUGUCUUUUCUGUUGAACUUCAUGAGUUCUUGAAUAUGAUCUAUAUGAACGACAUUUCCUCAAGCGCUCCCCGAUAAUCCAACCGUAUUCGAGUUACUUAGGCCUGCACCGACCGCCUCUACUCACCAUCUCCGGUAGGCUGCAUGUUCAUAGGUGCUGAGUUUUCCAGUUUCAGCUGCUGCUUAUUUAAUCACCAUGUGUUUUUAUCUUCACCCUUGAAUGUCUGAACUGGUAUAUUCUUCUUAGCUUAGCCUUAUUUUGCUUGCAAACUUUCAUAUGGUCGAUUGAAUCUUCAU